AUGCCCUACGAAAGCCUGAGGACAGUGGACAGCCAGGUACCUCCCCGGCCUGAAAUUCGUCACCCCAGACAGAGACUGGAAUCUCUAAACCACCGUCAGAAAAAUCACGACCGCUUCUUCCAAAACCCAUGGCUUCCAAGCCCCCCUGUGCAAGAAGAGAAGCCCGGGCCCCACGGAGCACGAGGCAGGGAUGGUCCCCUUGGCCUCCCCUGUGAGGACCGCAGCCCCGUCCAGCGGGCAGACCGUCGAGACCGAGGCCAGCGGACAAGGGACAGGGAGGACCGAAGAGGAGGAGCCACCGGGGAGGCUGAUGCCCACAAAGAGAACAGAGGCCUGGGCAGGAGCGGGGCCGAGCGGCCACCAGCCAGCACAGAGAAGCCCAGUCGCAGAAAGAAGAGCCACCCUGGAGCCACCGCGAAAAAGGGAAGAAGAUCCCGCAGAGAGAAGGGGCCUGGCAGACAUGGCCCAGAGGAGAGGGACUUGUGGGACGAGGCCAUCCUGGGCACUUGUUACUGA
Messenger RNA from Galeopterus variegatus (Sunda flying lemur), 516 nucleotides. Its product is annotated as lysine-rich coiled-coil protein 1-like. Lineage: Eukaryota; Metazoa; Chordata; Mammalia; Dermoptera; Cynocephalidae. The coding region runs from base 1 to 516 and encodes 171 amino acids. The record is from RefSeq and is a predicted model, not a curated record. The transcript has a single exon.